This is a messenger RNA of Stylophora pistillata, 1035 nucleotides long. Its product is annotated as eukaryotic translation initiation factor 3 subunit K. Gene Ontology annotation, molecular function: translation initiation factor activity; ribosome binding. The record is from RefSeq and is a predicted model, not a curated record. Gene Ontology annotation, cellular component: cytoplasm; eukaryotic translation initiation factor 3 complex. Lineage: Eukaryota; Metazoa; Cnidaria; Anthozoa; Scleractinia; Pocilloporidae. Gene Ontology annotation, biological process: regulation of translational initiation.
UCAUCUAUUCAAGAUGGCGGAAGACAUGAGAGAGAAGGUGGCCCAACUUUUGAAGGGAAUAGAUAGAUACAACCCUGAAAAUCUCACAAACUUGGAGGGCUAUGUUCAUUUUCAAGUCUACAACAAUGCUUAUGAUUUGGAUGCAAAUUUGGCAGUUCUGAAGUUGUACCAGUUCAAUCCUGCAUAUCAUCAAACAACAGUUACCAUGCAGAUUCUAUUGAAGGCCCUCAUGAUGUUGCCCAAUGCUGACUUCAUUAUGUGCAGAUGUCUUAUUGAUGAUGCCAAUCAACAAGAUCAAGCCAUAGCACGAGUCAUUAAACUUGCCGAGUUGUUGGAAACAUGUAACUUUUUGGAGGCAUGGAAAUAUCUAAAUGAGGACACUUCCCUUGUUGAUGGAAUUGUAGGAUUUCAUGAUGCAAUUAGAAAAUAUGCAAGCUACGUCAUAGGAAUAACAUACCAAACCAUCGAUAAAACCCACAUAUCGGAACUUCUUGGAGGUCUUCAAGGAGAAGAGUUGGACGAGUGGAUAAAAGCUCAAAACUGGACAAUUAAAGAAGAUGGCAGAGUAUUUGUGAGCAACCAAGAGGCGCACAUUAAGUCCAAGAACAUUGCAGAGAAAAUCGACUUAGACAGUGUUGCUGGGAUAAUUUCUGCAGCCAAGUGAAAAAAUUUUUGUCUGAUUACUCAUUUCUUCACCUAACGUCGCUCCUCUUACCUAUCUUAACCUUAUUUUACUGAAGUAAUGAAUGACGUAUUUCUUUGCCCAAAAAGGGAAAGGACAGUGAACCGUUAUAUUGUGAGGCACGAUUCCCUGGCACUCUGCCACUUUGUUACGAUUUUCAUUUUCAAGUGCCGCAACAGGGAAGGAAAGGCAAGGCAAGCAGAGGAAGCGGAAUGUGUAACUGGAGACAAGUUGAUUGAAAUAAAUUGCGCGUUCAAUGUUACAGUAAUUUCACUUUAACUUGCAUUUUAUUUCACCAAUGUUAAAAAGAACGAAACCUCUCCACCCAAAGCAUAUUAAAGUAUUACGCCCCA